AUGGCCGGCGACUCUGAAACACGCCUCCGGGACCGGGGUGACAAUAGCGACGUAAUACGACAACCUUUUCUCAUCGGUGUCUCUGGAGGCACCGCCAGCGGAAAGUCAUCCGUUUGUGGGAAGAUCAUGGAGCUGCUGGGCCAAAAUAAGAUUGACCAUCACCAGAGGCAGGUGGCCAUCCUCAGCCAGGACAGCUUUUACAAGGUGUUAACCGCUGACCAGAAAGCCAAGGCACUUAAGGGACAGUACAACUUUGAUCAUCCAGAUGCCUUUGACAAUGAACUAAUCAUGCAAACGCUCAGGGAAAUCCUACAAGGGAACACUGUCCAGAUCCCAGUUUAUGACUUUGUCACUCAUUCCAGGAAGGACGAGUUUGUCACAGUGUAUCCAGCUGACGUCGUCCUCUUCGAGGGCAUCCUUAUGUUUUACUCGCAGGAGAUCCGUGACCUGUUCCAGAUGAAGCUUUUUGUCGACACCGACCCAGACACGCGGCUCUCCCGAAGAGUUUUAAGAGAUAUCGGUGAGCGUGGGCGGGAGCUGGAGCAAGUGCUGACGCAGUACAUAACGUUUGUGAAACCGGCCUUCGAGGAGUUCUGUUUACCAACGAAGAAGUAUGCUGAUGUGAUAAUACCCCGUGGUGCAGAUAACCUUGUGGCCAUCAACCUAAUCGUACAGCACAUCCAAGACAUUCUCAAUGGCGGUCUAAACAAGCGUCACAACGGCUUCACCAACGGUCACGGCACACCCCGGCAACGUCGGACGUCCGAGUCCAGCAGUCGGCCACAUUGA
Molecule: messenger RNA, 789 nt
Organism: Nerophis lumbriciformis (worm pipefish)
Lineage: Eukaryota; Metazoa; Chordata; Actinopteri; Syngnathiformes; Syngnathidae
Source: RefSeq, a predicted model, not a curated record